Antechinus flavipes (yellow-footed antechinus) is the source of this 5253-nucleotide messenger RNA. It is a transcript of the gene TMEM59, whose product is annotated as transmembrane protein 59. The record is from RefSeq and is a predicted model, not a curated record. Bases 40 to 1014 code for a protein of 324 amino acids. Gene Ontology annotation, cellular component: lysosome; late endosome. The transcript has 8 exons. Gene Ontology annotation, biological process: positive regulation of autophagy. Lineage: Eukaryota; Metazoa; Chordata; Mammalia; Dasyuromorphia; Dasyuridae.
AGGAGGCGGCGGCCGCGGCAACUGAAGAAACGAGACAAGAUGGCGGCGCUGGGGGCGCCCUGGGCCCGGACCCCGGCCCUGCUGCUCCCGCUGCUGUUGACUGCGGCGCUGGGCCUUCCCCGGGCCGCCGGGGCCGCCUCGGCCGAGGGCUUCGAUUCGGUGCUGGGCGACACGGCGUCCUGCCACCGAGCCUGCCAGCUGACCUACCCCCUGCACACGUACCCCAAGGAGGAAGAGCUGUACGCCUGCCAGAGAGGCUGCAGGCUGUUUUCAAUUUGUCAGUUUGUGGAUGAUGGGAUUGACUUAAAUCGGACCAAGUUGGAGUGUGAAUCUGCUUGCACAGAGGCAUACUCCCAGCCUGGUGAGCAGUACGCUUGCCAUCUGGGCUGCCAGAGUCAGCUGCCGUUUGCUGAGUUGAGACAAGAACAACUCAUGUCCCUGAUGCCCAAAAUGCACCUGCUUUUCCCUUUGACACUGGUGAGAUCAUUCUGGAGUGACAUGAUGGACUCAGCACAGAGCUUUAUAACCUCUUCGUGGACUUUCUACCUUCAGGCUGAUGAUGGGAAAAUUGUCAUUUUCCAGUCUAAACCAGAAAUCCAGUAUCCAGCCCAGGCGGAUCGGGAUCAUUCUUCACAAGGGAAAAAUGUACCUUUAAAGAAAAUGGCCUCAAAUCCACAGCCUGCAGGCUCCCAAACCCACAGAGGCUACUUUGAAGAUGGAGAAAGCGACAGCUUUUUUAAAUGCCUCUCUCUGAAUUCCGGCUGGAUCGUGACCAUCACUCUCGUGCUCUCGGUGCUGGUGUUACUCUGGAUCUGCUGUGCCACUGUUGCCACGGCGAUGGAGCAGUAUGUCCCCCCUGAGCUGAGCAUCUAUGGAGACUUGGAGUUCAUGAAUGGACAGAAGCUGCCCAAGUGCCCACCUUCUUCCCUCGUGGCACUUAGAUGCCAGGCUGAGGAACCUGAAGAAGCUGGGCCUCUUCCUGCCAAAGUGAAUCUUGCUCAUUCAGAAAUUUAACAUUGUUUUUUAAAGAAAAAUUAAUUUAAUAGACACUCUUAACUUUCCGUUCCUGAUGUGGCUUUUUUUUUAUUAUUAUUAUUAUUGGUUUCUUUGGAUAUGGGGCUUAGGAAAUUAGCUAUAAAAUGCAAAUAAAAGUUACCAAUCUGGGACAGUGGUAUUGUUUGUCACUUCACUGUAUGUUCUCUAGUAUUUGAAGAGAGACAGACAGACAUCUGGGAUCUCAUGUCUUACUAUCUGUAACUGCUUUUCACUGAUGUUUGCAAUGUGCUUUUAUUUCUUCCUUGACUAAAUUCUGUAAGCAUGUCCUCUUGCCCCCAAACCUUCUACCAUGGUCCUGGCAAUCACCCUAAUUAAUAGAAGGUGUGUGAUAGGAUAUAAUGUCAAUGCUCAGAAAUGGCUCCAUAACUUGUGAUUGGAAAUUUAAGAGAGCAUGAGGAGCCUUUCUGAGUCCCUUAAUUUUCAGUUGUAGUGAGCUGAUGUUAUUAAAGUUUAAUUUGUAUCAUUCUGUGCAUAAAUGUUGUGUUAAUGCAUUACAGACACCCCGUGUUUUCCAGAGUUAAAUAUUUUGCCUGUCUCUGUCACAGUUGUAUAUGAAUAACAUGAAAGUAGGCUGCCACAAGUCUGGGAUAACAAGGCAGUGUUUUAAACCCGCCCACUUCAUUUGGAGAGGGGAGUUUUCCAAAGAACCAUUAUCUAGAGUUUGUGCUGGGAGGGACCCCAUUGGAGAGGCGGAGAGGACUUGCUUCAGGCUCUCUUUUCCUUGGGCAGUACCGACACGGUCCUGGGCUGGCACCGCAAGAAUUGGCCGAAGCUCUUGGUGGGGAGGGGGGGAGAGGCAGGAGGCAACUCCAACACCACUCUCCAUGUUGACUGAUUUUGUCUUGAUGCCCAAGAUCCCAGCAUCCUUCCAUUUUGCAGCCCUGGGACCACUUUUCAGAUGCUGGAUUAGGUAGUGCUAGAUAUGCUGGCUUUCAGGCAGUUCCAAAUUAGAGGCUAGUGAUUUAGAAUAAACUGCUUAGUCCUAGAAGUGGUAGCAGAAAGAGACUGGAAAGCUCUGAUCUAUCCCUCCUCCCUCUCAUCCUGCCUGGGGGAAGGAAGAAUCCCCAAGAGAAGCUACUUAGCCAUUAUCACCCUGGACUUGGGGGCUGGCUCCAGAUCCAGCUGUGGUUCUUGGUAGCACAGAUUUAUUGUAGCUCUCAGCCCUAAGUUAUGCACGAGGCUAAUUGAAAAAGCUUUUGUGAUUCAAAACUAAUGGUAGGAGUUAGUUAUGGGAGGCCAUUCUUUUUCUAUGCAGAGCUACUAUAUACAUGUCUUGAAUUCCUCCUGAAACUCAUAAAAUUUUAGUAUUCUUGUAGGUAGAACAUAUAUAAUCCACAGACAGUUUCAUAGCUAAGCUAACCAGAGAGGUAAGAGACUGGCGUGGCGCUUGUCCAGGGUGCUAGCUGAGUCACUUUCUAUUCUUUCAUUUCCACCUGGUCGUUUUUACUCUGGAUUUCAAGGAUACCAGCUAAUUUGUUUUCCAUGACUUUUGCAUUCAAAUGACAUCAGUGUAUCUUGUCCUCCAUCUCUCUCUCUCUCUGUAUUCCUCCUCCUCCUAGAAUCCUGGUCAUUGUUGUCAGCCAAAGCGAAAUUUUAUUCCAAGGUGAGUAGCACUAUUGAAGCUUUCCUCACAAAACAUAGCUGUCGGAGGUGUCGGUGCCUCAGCAGCCUCCCUGCUCUGCCCCCUCUGCCCAGCUUCCCAUCUUGGGAGCAAGUUCAUGGGCUUACCAAGUAGCCUAUGCAAUGUUAUUCCAGAAAAUGUCAUUCUUUUGGCCACCCGAAUUCAUCUCUUACUGAGCAGGCAUUUAUAACGGGCAGGACGAUAUUUGAAACUUAAAUCUUCAUCAUUGGAGAAGUCUUUUAUAUCUGCCCUCCAGGCUCGUUCACCUAUGAUAAGUUUCUGUAGUAAAGAUGAAGGCCCAGCCCACAAUACAAAGUGCUUUUCUCUAGUGGGGGCAGUACAGAUGUUAACAUCCCCAUUUUAUUGAUAUGGAACUGUACUUGGAUGAUUAUCACUCGUCCAUGGUGGUGGAUGGAAACACAACUAGUAUGGAAGAGAAUCCUGAAUUUAGCAAACACUUGAUUACUUCCGUAUCCAAAGACCACUUGAAAACCCCUAGAAGUUAUCAAGUUAAUAUUUACAUUUGGUACUCAUCCGUUUUUUACUUUAGGAUAUUUCUUAAGGGUCCUUGCAGAGAACAGGUGAUCUCUUUUGGACACAAAUCUAGGAUAGUAAGACUGUAGGCAAAAUAGCUUAGAAUUCUAUAGCACUCUUAAAUUCCGUUUUCUUCUGCCCGUCUUAAGAGAUAUUCCCAAGAAGCUUAAGAGCUUUCCCCUAGCCUACACCUUUUUACAAAGCAGAUUAUCAGGAAAAUCUGGAAUUCCGUCUCAGCUAAAGAGACGUUAAAAGAGUGUUCCUUCUGGAGAGAGUAUUUGAUUUUCAGCAGAGAAGUCUUUAAGCUAACACAUUGGACCUCUAAGGGUAGAAUUUAGGAGAUCACCCACAGAUUGUGGGUGGGUAGGUGGGUGAGUUGUUAGAGGUUGUGAGGCAGAGGGGAAGAAGGGAACUACAGCUGCUCCCUCCCAGUACAAAUGUUCAUUUUAAAUUAGGUAUAUCACCUUUUGGUUGCUAUAGUGAUUUUUUUUUUAAUGGUUUCUUUGGACAAGAGGUCUCCCAGUAAGUACCUCCUGGAUACGUACAUUUGUACCUCCUCAGUUUAAAUAAAGUUUGGUGUUUCCUAAGUCCGGUUGAAUGGAUCGGGUCUGCUUGGAUUCUGGGAACUGCAACGAACUUCGAAAAGUUUGGAGGCUCUGAUACAUGUUGUUCAAUAAUAAAAUUUAAUGCUGGGAUUGUAUAACUAUAUAAAUCAUUGAAUGCUGAGAAUCCAUGGUACUGUUACCAUAAUGAUUUGUUAUAUAUAUAUUUUUUGUGUGGAGGUAUAUUUGUAUUAAACUCCAAUUCCUCCGAGGCUAUGAAGCUGGAAAGGACCAGAGCGGAUAAUCUAACCUUACCCCACCGUGUUACAUAGGUUAAAAAAAAAACUAAUAACCUUCCUUCUUGCUACAAUGGGAAGCAAAAUUGGGAUUCCAACCAAUCUUUUUAUGUUUGAUAGCCUCCUUUCCUUUCUAUUCUGGGUUGGACUAAGAAAGUUUUAAAAGGCAAUCCUUCCCUUGAGGGUAUUUGCUUUGUUUCAGAAACUAGUCUAAACUCAAGGAAUGAAGUGCUUAGGGGUAAAAUUUAAGAAGUUCACAAAAUAAAAUGUGAAAACCUUGGAUGUGAAAGAAUAAAUGCAGAUUUCUGUUCAUCACGAUAUUUUGUAUUAAGCAUCAAGGCUGAAGGUCAUUUAGGAACCCUCUUAACUUCAAGCUGGAACUCCAUAGGUGUUGAUGCCAUAGUAUCCAGCUCUGGGUCCCUGUAUUUUGUCUUUGUUUUUCUUUUGCUCCCUAUGGUGGUAAUGGUUUCACCCUGGGACAAGGCUUGGUUGAAGGAACAAGGCCUGUUUAGUCUGAAAAAGAGAAAACUUUAAUACCUUUAAAUGUUUGAGGGGCAGGCUCGUGAGCAAGAAGCUUGUUCCCCUGGGCUCCAGAGGCCAAAACUAGGACAGUGGAUGAAAUUUGGAGAUUUGGCAGCCCUGCUUACCUUCAAGGGAAGGUACUUUAGAGAGGGGGUAGAGGUGGGAGGGGGAAAGGAUUGGUAGGAAUAAGCCUUAUCUGUAAAAACCGCAUCAAUAAUACUUUUUAAAAGACUCUUCAUGGUGGCAAAAACUUACUAUCCAUUGGCUCUCUCCCAAAGUGGAAAACUAAGAUGUUGUGGGGGAGGCUGGAUGGUCCACUUUGUUCAGGGUUCCUUAAACAUUCUGAGGUCCCUUGUUCCUGAGAGUCUGUGAUUCUAGAGUUGCCCGUUUCCUUGUAUAAUCAUGUUAAAUAACAUUUUUGUUCAAUUGCUCUACUCUGAAUGAUUUGGAUUAAUUUUUUACUGCCUCUUUGCUCUGUGCUUCUAGUGCUUGAAUUGUUUUGAAAUGCUGGAAUGAAAAAAUUGGAAGGUUUAAGUGGGAGGGAAAUAAGAUGCUUCAACAAAAGACCUUAAUGAUUGUUACCUUGAGAUUAAAUCACUUGCACUCUCUGUUAGAGGCCAAGAAAUGUUAAUUUCCCAAUUCUUAAAUAUGGUGGACCUAAAUAAAAUUCGGAUUGCCUGCA